Molecule: messenger RNA, 5139 nt
Organism: Mytilus trossulus (common blue mussel)
Lineage: Eukaryota; Metazoa; Mollusca; Bivalvia; Mytilida; Mytilidae
Product: protocadherin Fat 4-like
Exons: 24
Coding region: 1-3783 (1260 amino acids)
Biological process (GO): homophilic cell-cell adhesion
Cellular component (GO): catenin complex; membrane
Molecular function (GO): cadherin binding; calcium ion binding
Source: RefSeq, a predicted model, not a curated record
AUGAGAGAAGCAGUUGCUAGUGGUAUAACGCCAUGUACCGGUAAUAAUAUGGUUGGGGAACAUGAUCCUCAAAAGAAAAAAGAUCAUACUGAUGGCGAAACAGGCACUGUAGUAUUGUUGAAUCAAGACAAGUACAUAUAUUCCUGCUGUGGGUUUAUAUACCAGUGGGAAUUCUAUGCGAGUAGCACUGGAACAAUUGAGGCCCAAGUUUGGAGACAUGUAUCUGGAAAUACUUAUACAAUGGUAGGAUCAAAUACAUUAACAGCGACAAGUGCUAAUAGCGAGAAAGUUCAAGCUAUAUCUGAUGGACAGAGAAUUCGCACGAAUAAGGACGACUAUGUGGGAUUACAUUCCACAGGCAAUUUCAUCAUCACUCAUAAAGACGAAGGAAAGGAUAAAAAUAGGAAGAAACUAAUAGGACAAACAUCAACUAUAACAGAAUCUCAAGACGUAGACUGGACAGGUGCUGAAGACAAAAAUGAAAAAUAUGCUAUAUACUCAUACGUUAAAAAUAGUGAAACUCCUUCAUUGUCCGGCUUAGGUACAUCAACAUUUUUUAACGAUGAACUUUCGAUAGGAGACUCCGCAGGUACAAUUUCGACCAUUGACAACGACCCAGAGGACGUUGGAAGCUUAACACUGACAAUAACAUCAAUUUCGAAUGGUGGAACCACUUAUUUUGAAAUUGUGGCUGGUUCAAACGAUAUAACAGUUAAAGCUGUACCGCCUGUUGGAACUUAUCUUGUAAUGAUGGAAGUCGAAGAUCCAUGCACUUUAUCAUCAACUGGAGGAAAAGCUAUAACAGUCAACAACAGACCUCCUGUAAUGAACAACCUUCCAGGGUCUGUAUCAAUAUCAGAAGAUACAGCGGGUAGUACGUUAGUUUUUACAAUCAAUGCCACAGACACAGUUACAGAUCCAUUAACGUGUACAGAUCAUGGAGGUUCAACAACUUUCUCUGUUACAGCCAUACCAUCAACCUCAGACUUUGGAGUUUAUUUAAACGCUGGAAUAACCCUUGAUUACGACACGACAUCAACCCAUACAGUAACUGUGAGAUGUAGCGAUGGAGAUGACACAGUGGAUGGGGCAUUGACCAUUAAUUUAAUAAGAAAUCAGCCACCAGUAAUUCAAAGUUUACCUGAUACUACAAGCUUUUCAGAGGAUGCCAACACAAACACCUUGCUACACACACUAACUGUAACAGAUGCAGAGAGUGACACGAUAACGUGUACUCUGAAUCCCACUAGUGCUAUAUUUGAUGUUUCACUUAUUGCUCCUGCUAACACUGCAUAUGGAAUCUACCUGAUAGGAGGAACAACAUUGGAUUACGACACCACGUCUUCUUACUCGCUGACGGUUGAAUGUAGUGACAACAGACGAAGUGAUACUGGUACCUACGCGGUCAAUUUGAUACGAAAUAUUCCACCAGUUAUACAAAACUUACCCGAUUCAACAAGCAUUAUUGAGGAUGCCAACACAAACACCUUGCUACACACACUAACUGUAACAGAUACAGAGAGUGACACAAUAACGUGUACUCUGAAUCCCACUAGUGCUAUAUUUGAUGUUUCUCUUAUUGCUCCUGCUAACACGGCAUAUGGAAUCUACCUGACAGGAGGAACAACAAUGGAUUAUGACACCACAUCUUCUUACUCGCUGACGAUAGAAUGUAGCGACAACAGACGAAGUGAUACUGGUACAUUUACUGUUAAUUUGAUACGAAACACUCCACCAAUAAUAAACAGUUUACCAAAUACAGAAAGCAUAUCGGAGGAUCUCAGUACCAGGACUUUGAUACAUAACCUGAAUGUAACGGACGUUAACGCUGCCGAUAUCAUCACUUGUACAUUAAACUCAAACAAUGCUUUAUUUGAAUUAAGUAAAUUACCACCUGCCUUAGAUGAAUACGGAGUAUUUCUAAAGGGAGGAACGGCUCUAAACUAUGACACAACACCGUCUUAUACACUUGAUAUAGAAUGUGCUGAUCACCGUAGAAAUGUCGCUGACGUCCUGACAGUCAAUAUCAUUCAAAAUGAGCCGCCAACAAUUGUAAACCUACCAAUGAGCUGUGAGAUUCUAGAGAGCAUAACUGCAGAAAGUCUAUUGUAUACCGUAUCUGUUACAGACCCGACCAAUGACACAGUAACAUGCACUUUGACAACAGCCACUACAAUGUUUUAUUUGCAAAUUGGAUCGAAUCAGUAUGAAACUGAGAUAUAUGUUCGAGGGAAUCAAGGUUUUGUAUUUGACACCCAAAGGCAGUAUACAUUGGAAAUCGUGUGUGCUGAUCAGCAAAGAAAUGAUUCAUCUGAGUUUUACAUAUACAUUCUGCGUGACAUGCCACCAUAUUUUACUAAUAUCCAAGAUAAAACUACCGUAUCGGCAAAAACUACGACAAUUGGUCAGGUUAUAUUUACUGUACAAAGUACAGAUCCAGAAAAUGACAACUUACAAUAUACCAUGACUAGUAGUAGUUUGACAGCACCCUUUCUGAUAAACCAAAAUACUGGUGAAAUAUCACUUAGUCGUUCAAUAGCAGCUGAGUUAGUAUCUGGAUAUGAGCUUUACAUCAGUGUGUCAGAUGGGAGGAAUGAGAUUGAUAGUAAAACGCUAUCAGUACGGAUCACAGAAAUCAACAGUCCUCCAGAAUUUCUAACUCCUUCGCACACUGUAACUAUAUUGGAAGGAAUAAGUAUUGGUUCAACAAUAUUUCAACCAGUACUAACAGAUGCUGAUGUGUCAGAUGUUCAUACAUUUUCUGUGUCAUACUCGCCACCAGAGGGUGCUGUUUAUUUCCAAGUUGACUCGUCAUCUGGUUUAAUUACAUCGCUGGCUAAUAUUGAUUAUGAGAUUAUUCCGUACAAAACAUUCCUGUUGAUGAUUUCUGGUUCAGAUUCUCUGUUGGAAGAUUCUACAAAUAUAACUUUGAACAUACAGAAUGUGAAUGAACCUCCAACAUUUACAAAGAAAAAUUAUCAAUUCACAGACAUAGAGAAUAUUGCAGGAACUGUUUUACAAAAUCCAUAUUACCAGUACACAGAUGAAGAUGGCGAUACACUAACAUUUUCUUUUAACUGUGGCGUCGACACAGGAAGAUUGGACAUUGAUUCAACCACAGGACUCUUAUCUUAUGCAAUUAAUUAUGAUUUAGAUGAAAUUGGCACUGCAUCCAAAAUUAACUGUGAUGUUUACAUUAGUGAUACCGAGUACACAGAUACUGCCUACGUGAAUAUUACUGUGCUUAAUGACAAUGAUAACUCACCAAAAUUUGAACACCUUGAAUACACGUUUUUUGUACCAAUUACCACAGGAGUUGGAUCUUUUGUUGGUAAGACAGAAGCAACAGACAUUGACAUUGGAAGUAAUGGCGAUGUCCAUUAUCACCUUACACAGGAAGGCGUAAGCAAUGCUUUGUUUGAAAUUGACGAUAACGGUUCAAUAAAACUUAGCCAAAGUCUAACUAGUUAUGCUGAAGGUUCAGUCUUAAAUUUCACAGUUCAUGCUGUGGAUUCUGGUGGAAACCAAGAUACAGCUGCAGUUUAUAUUAUGCUUCCUGUUCCAUAUGAACCUACAACUUCAACACAAAAUGAAAUACAGUACAUGACGUUCUUUUCGUAUGCUCCAAAUAUGGCCUGGUUUGUUCCAUUGAUGUUCGUCGUGUCAAUUACAUUGUUUGUUGUUAUUCACACACUAUACACUUCGAAGUGUUCUUGCAAAUCAUCCAAACAGAAUAAAAAUAAAAGAAAAAGAAGACCCCGAAGACGACUUGAAAGAUAUUAGUUUAGUCGGAGCACGUACUUUAAAAAGACUUUUUUAAAACGCUCCCAUAAAUGAAAUAUAAAACUGUUCACGAUCUCAUAUAAUUACAAUCCUAGAUAUUAAUAGCUCUGUAAGACAUCUUUCGAGUUUGAUGCAUUUCCGUCAAAAACUCUGGUUUUAGUGAACAUCAAUCGUGCGUUUAGGGGCAUCUUCAUUUCUAUUUCAAUGUUGAGCGCGUGGUUUGAAAAUUAUAAUACGAUAUUGCACGAUUUAUUCGGCAAACAAAAUUUUCAUAAUCGAUAAUCAGCACUGCUGUCAUUAGGGAAUUGUGAUGAAGUACUUUCAAAACAAAAAUUAUUUGUAAUUUAUCCUGCACAAUGAUGAUCACUAAGACGUUUGAUUAACGUUGAUAGUGCAGGGAUACAGGCUACCACUUCUAUCUGGUAAAUGACGUCACACAGGCGAGUCCUAAUUGAGUUUUUUUCUGGUGACGGAUGAACUCAAAAGUGGUCUAUUCUUUUGGUUUAUGUGUUUAAUACAAUAACCACAACCUUAAAAACAAAUAAUUUUCUUAAACAUAACGCUGAAUGUACCAUCAUGAUAUUCAAAACCAAUGCAUUGGAUAUAAACUGACAACGCCAUGGUAAUUACUAUAGAGGAUUGCAGGUCCCCAGAAAGGGUGUGCAGGUCCUCCUACAGUAGUAGCACUCGUCUUAUUGCUCAUGAUAUGUGAUAAGGCUGACAGUAUCAAAGUGAUGUCACAUACGAGGAAAAAGGCAAGAUUGUAGUUAAGACCUUUGAAAUAUAUCAAUGGACACAAGUGUUAAAGAUAUGCAAUAACGGUCACCCAAAUAGUGAUGGUGUAAACGGAAAAUUCAUAUGCCGAAGGGCACAUUUUGCCGAUUGUUUGUUGAAAAAUAUGUCUUCCGAAAAAUAAAAAAAAAUCAGGGAUUUUUAAGAUAUCUGUUUAAGAAAAUCUGUUGUUAGAAGUAAAAUUAGUUAGUUAGGUGAACUUUAAAAACGCAGCUUUUGCUAUCGAAAAUGAAAUUAAACAUCCCAUUAAUACAGUUUUAAUCUGUUCAAUCUCUUUAAAGAGAAAAUAAAUGAUUUCAGCUUCCUUAUUAUGAACUGUCCAUUUGUCUGUAGUAAUAUUUCGGCAGCACCUGUGUAAGGAAUAUAUAUCUCUAAGUAUUACUGUAGAUAUUCAUGUGUUAAGCAAAUGAAAGGACGUCUUACAUCUUGUUAUAUUUAAAACAAUUUAGAAUAUUGCAAUUAUACUUUCAUAUAUAUAAUUAUGUAAAUAAUGUUCUGUAGAGUUGCAUAGCGAUAUCUUGUGUCGAAUAUGUUUAUUAUCUCAUGUUAUACAUGUAUAUGUGU